Messenger RNA from Ziziphus jujuba (common jujube), 1141 nucleotides. RefSeq lists its product as uncharacterized. The record is from RefSeq and is a predicted model, not a curated record. Bases 148 to 828 code for a protein of 226 amino acids. Lineage: Eukaryota; Viridiplantae; Streptophyta; Magnoliopsida; Rosales; Rhamnaceae. The transcript has 2 exons.
UGUGUGUGCUAUAUUUUAGUAAAGCACGCACCAGAUUGAAGUAGACGGACCACUGGCUCAUCUUCUUCUUCUUCUUCUUCUUCUUUAAUCUCCGAUCCAUAUCUCCCCCCUUCUUCUACUGCUGCAGAAGCUCCACAGCACUAUCAAAUGGCGAAGACUUCGUGGUUUCUUAUUUUUCUUCCACUUCUCUUCCUCUCUUCUGCUUCUGCUGAUGCUCACAUAAAAGUUACCGAUAAUCCUGCGGACCAGUUAGUGGCCGUAAUAAACAAAAACAGAACCGACCACAAGUCAUCAUCCCUUCGUGACAAUCAAGGCCUGGCCUGCAUUGCCCUUCAGUACAUUAAAGCAUAUCAGGGUGAUUGUGGUAAAGUAGGGGGGUCUGAUGCCAGUAAGCCUCCCGAUUCUCAAUUCGCUGAAACUUUUGCCCCCAACUGUGGUGUUCAGGUCUCAACCCUUUCUCCAAUUACUGGUCGUUUUCUUGGCUGCCAGUCUCAUUAUGUCAGUCCUUCUGAAGCAUUUUCGGAAAUCCUGAUGAAAGACGAGAAGAGCUUGCAAAUACUGUAUGGUAAGAAUCACACUGAAGUUGGAGCCGCUGUGGCUGGUAGUGAUGGUGGAGCUCCCUAUUUCUGGUGUGUUCUGUUUAGCAAUGGCAAAAGUAACAGCAGCUUCGUUUUAGAGGGAGGCGCGGCUAAGAUAAUGAAAUUUGGAUGCUUUAGCGGUGCUAAUGACGUAUGCAGCAGUGCCAAUGAUUGGUCUCGAAGCGGGCUAAUGUGGUCGGCUUUCUCCGCUACUUUGGUUGCAGCUGGGUAUGCCUUUUUUGGUUUAUGAUCAUGUCUUGUAAGAAACUUGAACUGUUCUGCACUUGAUUUGAGGAACUCUUUUGUUCCAUCUCAGUUAUUGGCAUGGAUCAGUUAUUUGUUUGAUGUUUUCUUAUUUUGAUUGAAUUUAGAGUCUUAAGUGCGAGAUAUACGCCAUUCAUUUUCUUCAGUUUUCCUUCACAUGUAAAAUUAUAAAUUACUUGGAUUGUCCAAUGAUGCUGAAUUUUUUAUUACAUUUGUUAUCCAGAAAAAGGGCCAUCUAUCCCUUUUAAUAUUAUGUAAGAAGUGACGCAGCAUUCAGUAGUAAAAUGUUCUUUCUUAUA